AUGUUUGCAAAGUGUUUCGUCUUCGUUGCACUUUUUCUCCUCACAUCAGCUAAUGAUGAUCCAUCUUUUCAACGAUAUCGAGGUCAUAUUGUGAAGAAAAAUGGCAAAUACGAAAUUGUCACAGCUUUAGCACGCGAUUACAAAGAGCCUAAUCCAAACGUUGACAAUGUCUUAGCCAGUGGAUUUUGGGAUCAAACUUACAAUAUUACUGGUUGGUCGGUAUUAGAAAUCAAAACUUUGGAAAAUCAGACCAAUUUCGAUCAAGCCUAUUCAGCUGGAUUACUCGAAGGACAAUUGACACGAGAUUUGACCUGGAUGCAAUGGCAGAACAACAUCAAUGAUAUUUGUGCUAAUAAAACAAAAUUUUGUAACUAUUUGAAAGAAUUUCUCAGUAUACAACUCGAUUGGAUGUAUACGCAAAUUGAAAGUUAUCCUGAUGAUGAGUAUUGGCAUCAAGUUGAUUUGCUUCUUAUUCAACUAAAUGGUCUUAUCGAUGGACAUUACAAUACGCCCCGUGAACCAAGACGUCGACUUGAUGAUCCACUUGGAUUUCUAUUAUUUCAAGUGGUAGAAUCUGUUGGCGAUUUAGCUGAACGGUUUGGUAUUCCAGAUGUUGAACGGCACGAUAGUUGCUCUGCGUUGAUUAAAAUUUUACCAGGCAAUUCGGAUGUCUUCGUUUCCCAUGCUGAUUGGAGUCACUUUAAAUCAAUGUUAAAAGUCAUCAAACGUUACAACAUGCCAUUAAAACGUUCAAUUGAUGCCGCAAGUGCAACAGUUCCAGGUGCUGAAAUCAUAUUCUCAUCGUAUCCUGGUACACUUCACUCUGUCGAUGAUUUUUACAUGACACGUCCAGCGAGUUUGACUGUCAUUGAAACGACAAUUGUUAAUUUUAAUGAGAAUCUACAUCACAAUAUCAUUCCCAUUUCGGUACCUGAAUGGAUUCGCGUGGUCGUAUCAAAUCGACUAUCGAAUAACGGGCAAGAAUGGAUUGAUAAAUUCUUUUCUUUCAAUGAUGGAACAUACAAUAACGAAUGGAUGAUUACAGAUUUCAAGCGAUUCACACCGGGACAGAAACCCCAAGCUGGAUUUCUAAUGGUGGCUGAACAAAUGGUAACAGAUUUCGAGUAUGUAGAUAUGACUGAUAAAUUGAAUGCCGAUACUUACUGGGCGUCGUACAAUAAUGUUUAUUUUCCUGACUUCCGAAAUUUGUCCGGUGAAGAAGCGAUGGUUCAGAAGAAAGGACCAGAACUAUACUCAUGGCAUGAUUCUUCCCGUGCCAAAAUCUUUCGACGCGAUCAAAACAAGGUUGUUGAUCUUCCAUCGAUGAUCAAGAUGAUGCGAUAUAAUGAUUUUAAAAACGAUAAUUUGUCGGCUUGUAACUGCACUCCACCAUACUCAUCAGAACUGACAAUCGCUGCUCGAUGCGAUUUGAAUCCAGUCGACGGAAAGUAUCCCGAUGAACCGCUAGGACAUCGUCCCCACGGCGCCACCGAUGCUAAAAUUGCAAGUUAUGCAUUGAUGCAAAAUUUCACACUUGUCGCCGUUGCUGGUCCAACAUCUGACCAACAACCGCCAUUUGUCUGGAGUGAAUCUGACUUCAACACGAAGUUUUCACAUAUUGGUCAGCCAGAUAAAUGGAACUUUACAGCAUUCACACCAACAUGGAUAGUGACUGAAAGAUAUGUUCAAAAAUACAUCUGGGACAAGAAAGUACGUAAUGGACAUAUCAAAAGAAUAACAGAUAAUGAAAUUCAAUCGCUCGUUUUGGAAAUAGUUGGCACAAAUGUGAGUACCACAUAUAUCACAUGUCCAGCUGAUCCAAAAAAAACUCUUGGCAUUAAAUUACCGUUUCUUGUUAUGAUUAUCAAAAAUCUAAAGAAAUACUUCACAUUCGAAGUUCAAGUUCUGGAUGAUCGAAAUGUUCGUCGUCGAUUCCGAGCGAGUAAUUACCAAUCAACUACGCGUGUAAAACCAUUUAUCUGUACAAUGCCAAUGCGCUUGGAUGAUGGUUGGAAUCAGAUUCAAUUCAAUCUAUCGGACUUUACUCGACGUGCCUAUGGUACUAAUUAUAUCGAAACGCUUCGGGUUCAAAUUCAUGCUAAUUGUCGUAUUCGACGUGUUUACUUCUCGGAUCGACUCUAUUCUGAAGAUGAAUUACCGCCGGAAUUCAAAUUAUAUCUACCGGUUCAAAAGAAAUAA
Molecule: messenger RNA, 2199 nt
Organism: Adineta ricciae
Lineage: Eukaryota; Metazoa; Rotifera; Eurotatoria; Adinetida; Adinetidae
Source: the annotation of a GenBank genome assembly